Molecule: messenger RNA, 1309 nt
Organism: Paramecium pentaurelia
Lineage: Eukaryota; Ciliophora; Oligohymenophorea; Peniculida; Parameciidae
Source: the annotation of a GenBank genome assembly
AUGUUACAAUAAUAGCAAGUUUAAGAUGAAAAUGAACCAAUCUCAUAAUUCAAAUAAAUUACUAGAUAUUAUUCUCUUAAAAUAAUAAAUCCCUAAGUUUAUUAUUACUAUGUAGCUCCUGGAAAUAAUAGCAAACUUAUUAUUUAAACAAUGCAAAAAAGAAAGAAUUGGUAAGAAUCAGCAAAUCAAUUACUUCAUUUUUAAUGGAAUAUGAAUGAUAAGAACUUUAAAUAUCUUACACUCAGCUAAUCAUAAAUACAAAUUGUUAAUCAUUUACCUAAUCAUAGAGAACUUACUAUGAAAUGCAAUUUAAUUAGGAAUCUAAAAUAUUUUUGUUAAGCUAAUAAGCGCUAUGUCUGGGAUAUAACUCCAUUAUCUUUUAUUAUAGAUCUUUAUAGUUCAGAGAAUGAUCUAAACAGAGUUCUUAAAGAAUUCAUAUCCUUUUAUGAAUAAUUCAAACCUUCAAACUCUAAAAAAAAUCAACUUAAUUAUUCUUCUAAGCCCAUUUCCUAGUAUGUACAUCCUAAAAUGCAUCAUAGCCUUUUAGAUGAUGAAGAUAAUUACAUUUGGGUAUUAAUUUUCUCUAACAGUUAAGAUUUUAAAACCAAAUGAAUUUAAUAGAGGAAGAGGUAUCUAAUUUUUUCGAACUAUUGAAGAACUUAAAUAGUUAUUAAAAAAUUUCAAUAAAGGAAUUUCUGAAUAUCAAUUUAGUCAAGGUUAAAUUAAAUCAUCCUCUUUUGUGAUAUAAAAGUACAUUUAAAGACCAUUAUUAUUAGAUGGAAGAAAAUUUGAUAUUCGAGUAUGGGUUUUAGUAACUCAUUAAUUUGAGAUUUAUAUUUUUAAUUAGGGUUAUGCAAGAUUAUCUUCGGAAAUGUUUGAUCUAAACAAAUUAGAUGCAUUUAUUCACUUAACAAACAAUGCAGUUUAAAAGCAUUCCCAAAAUUAUGGUUUUUUUGAAUUAGGAAAUUAAAUUUCAUAUUCAGAAUUAGAUUAUUAUACAAAUGGAGAAUUCACUAAAACUGUUUUGCCAAAAAUCAAAUCAAUCAUAGUAUUUUCUUGGAUGGCUAUUCAAAAUACAUUUAAGAAAUGCAAAUAUUCAUUUGAGAUCUUUGGAUAUGAUUUUAUGUUAGAUGAGUAAUUGAAGCCAUGGUUAAUAGAAAUUAAUACUAAUCCCUGUCUUGAAGAGUCAUCACCAUUAUUAUAAGAAUUGAUACCAAAAAUGAUAGAUGAUGCAUUUAAAAUAGUUAUAGACCCUCUAUUUAGUAAAGUUACAGAACCUACUGGUUGGGAUCAUCUAUUGUAAUUAUGA